AUGCUCCGUCUCUUCCUCUUAUCUGUCUGUCUCUGGCAGGUCGCUGCUGAUGACCAUAAGGCGGUCGACGAUUCCGAUCUGCCGAUGAAGGUCCCCCAGCCUCCUGAUGAUGUCCCCGAGCAGAAGGACCCUCUACAAUUGUUCUAUCAUCUAUUCGGUCAUGGAAUGAGCGGUGACCACAACGAGAUGACAGAUUUCAUGUCGGGUGCGUUGGGUGACGUCGAUGAUAUUACUGAUAUUAUGUCGGGCGACUUCUUCCAUUCUCGCAGAACCACCAAUUUUGGAGUUGCUUCCGGUGAAUUCAAUUUGGAUGAGUAUGGCAGUGUCGCCACCGAUGUGACGGUUUACGCCAAGACGAAGGAGUACACUGUCAACCCUGAUGAUUUCCGUUACCUCACUGUCGACGUUCACGGAGGGACCUUCGGGCAUUGGUUUGGGUACAACCCGACGGUUAAGAUGUUCAAUGGUGUCGGCAAUGUCUACAUCAGCGCCUUCCACUUCCGUCCCCUCCCUGUCGAGCCUCAUAUGAUUACUGGUAAUCAUUCGGUAGACGAUGCCGUAACUCCGUCAACCAAGCCGGAGGGCGAUGAUGAUAUUCGUGAGGAAGACUACCAUCACGUCUCGUUGACGGCUAAGGCCCGGGCUAAUAUUUACCUCCCGUGGGAUCAGACAGCUGUUCCUUGCUUCGGGUCUGCUGGUGGUGAUGGCGGCUGGUAUUUGAUGCACCAAUUCAAUGACGAGAGGCUCCAUUGUGUCGUCUUCGAUGGCAAAUACAAGACGUGGUAUUCAGCUGAUCACCCUAAGAGGAGGGAUCCUGUGUGGGUAACUUCCGGUGAUGUCCUCCUCGCCAUGAGGAAGCAUUCCGGUUACAUGCGGGGAUACCGCGUGAAGGCUCUCACUCACGGCCUUCCAAUCAUCCUCCAGUGGAGGGGAGUCCAACGUGGUAUGCAGUCCACUACAGCGAAGAUUGAGAACGGCUGCGGUGGCUUUUGCGUCUUUGGUGAUUAUGGCCCGAUGUAUACCGUUGACGAGACCUAUCGAGUUGACGAUGCGACCAUCGAGCUCAACUUCGAUCACUCCGUCCUCACCGAAACAACACCAUACCCUCGUACAAGUACCGAAACGCCGGAGGUGACGGAGUCUUGGGAGCCUACAGAGGCUACUACUGCCGGAGCCCCAACAGAAGCUACUACUGCCGGAGCCCCUAUCGAGGCUACUACCACUGAGGCUCCUACCAUUGCAACACUCACUGAAGCUCCUAUUCUUACUACGACUGACACGCCACGACCUAGCAAGCCCACACGACCUGUCAAGCCCACAAGGCCUCACUGCAAGAACGGCAAAUGUGACAAUCCCGACACGAAUCAAACUACUACCAGCAGCACUUUUGCUGCGGUUACUACCAUUGAAGCUUCUAUUGCCGAGUCUACUACAACCGGAGCACCCACGGAGUAUGUUACCACUACGACUGUUACUCCGCUAUUGGUCUUCACAACGACUGAAGUCCCUGUAGCGGCUACUACUAAAGGUCCUGUAGAUGCUACUACUGAAGUCCCUGUAGAGGCUACUACUAAAGGUCCUGUAGAUGCUACUACUGAAGCCCCUGUAGAUGAUACUACUGGAACCCUCAUAGAAACAACCACUGUGGUCUCCACUGACGCUUCUACUGAAGGCCACAUUGGCGCUACUACUGAGGUCCCCAUUGAUGCUGCUACUGAGGGUUCUGUAGAGAUUACUACUGAAGCCCCUGUGGAGGCUACUACUGAAGCCCCUGUAGAGGCUACUACUGUGGUCCCCAUUGACGCUACUACUGAAGCCCCUGCAGAGGCUACUACUGAAGGUUCUGUAGCGGCUACUACUGAAUCCCCUGUAGAUGCUAUUACUGAAGCCGCUGUAGAGGCUACUACUGAAGCCCCUGUAGAGGCUACUACUGAAGCCGCUGUAGAGGUUACUACUGAAGCCUCUGUAGAGGUUACUACUGAAGCCCCUGUAGAGGCUACUACUGAAGCCCCUGUAGAGGUUACUACUGAAGCCCCUGUAGAGGUUACUACUGAAGCCCCUGUAGAGGUUACUACUGAAGCCCCUGUAGAGGCUACUACUGUGCUCCCCAUUGACGCUACUACUGAGGGUUCUGUAGAGAUUACUACUGAAGCCCUUGUAGAGGCUACUAAUGGAGCCCCUGUAGAUGUCACUACUGAGGUCCCCAUUGACGCUACUACUGAGGGUUCUGUAGAGGCUACUACUGAAGGCCCUGUAGAGGCUACUACUGAAGCCCCUGUAGAGGCUACUACUGAAGUCCCUGUAGAGGCUACUACUGAAGCCCCUGUAGAGGUUACUACUGACGCCUCUGUAGAGGCUACUACUGAAGCCCCUGUAGAUGCUACUGCUGAAGCCCCUGUAGAGGCUACUACUGAAGGCCCUGUAGAGGCUACUACUGAAGCCCCUGUAGAGGCUACUACUGAAGCCCCUGUAGAGGCUACUACUGAAGCCCCUGCAGAGGCUACUACUGAAGCCCCUGUAGAGGCUACUACUGAAGCACUACGACCUACAAGGCCCACGCAGCCUGAAUGCAAGAACGGAAAGUGUGAUGAUCCUAUUACGAAGCCUAACGAUACGAAAACAAAGUCUCCAAAAGGUAAGUCUACAACUGAAGGCCCGAUAGAGGCUACUACGGAAGCCCCGGUAGAGGCUACUACGGAAGGCUCUAUUGACGCUGCUACUGAUGCCCCCGUCCUCCUUUAG
Perkinsus marinus ATCC 50983 is the source of this 2742-nucleotide messenger RNA. RefSeq lists its product as hypothetical. Lineage: Eukaryota; Perkinsozoa; Perkinsida; Perkinsidae. The transcript has a single exon. The coding region runs from base 1 to 2742 and encodes 913 amino acids. The record is from RefSeq and is a predicted model, not a curated record.